Lates calcarifer (barramundi perch) is the source of this 3688-nucleotide messenger RNA. Its product is annotated as protein GPR108. Gene Ontology annotation, biological process: transport. Gene Ontology annotation, cellular component: membrane; Golgi apparatus. The record is from RefSeq and is a predicted model, not a curated record. The transcript is spliced from 18 exons. Lineage: Eukaryota; Metazoa; Chordata; Actinopteri; Centropomidae. The coding region runs from base 288 to 1973 and encodes 561 amino acids.
AAUGUUUCGUUCUUGACUCAAAACCAGGAAGUGAGAGCUUGCCAUCUAUGCGCUAGCUGUUAUCCUGCGCGAUGAAAGCACAAAAGAAUUCGGAAAACAUAACAUUACUGGUUAUGAUUUGAUAACAUACGACAUAACAUUAGAGCAGAUACAGUUAAUUUAACAAAUUAACUCACCUCGUGUGCCGUUAAGACCGCUAUCUAGCUUAGUCUUUAGCCAUCUGUCAGGAUUGUCGCUCGCUAACAUUAGCAGUUAGUUACCGUUAGCAAGUUGGUUACUACCCGGUGAUGGCUGUGGCACAGAGAGGCUGUGUUGUGGCUGGGUAUUUACUCCUUCUACUGCUGACUGGGUGCAAAGCAAGGAUACACAAGCUCACCCUGACGAAUGAUAUUCGGGUUGCCGUCGACCUCAACAAUUUUGGUUUCUAUGCUAACGGGACUCUGGAUGUCAAUCUGACUUCUCUGCGCCUCCCAAGUGAACAGCUAGCAGACUCCACCGCCCAUAAGGUUGGUUUCAGCCUCUCAAGGUCACGUGUGAAUGGAGUCUUGUCCUACACAGCAGAGGAGACAGAAACAUGUCCACUCGAGCUGAUAACGGCGCCCAACAACGAACCUCUCAUUCUUUUUCUUAUCGAUAUCAAAACACUCAGCGUCACUAUGAAAGCUAUGGGUGUACAAGACAACCUCUUGACAGCAAAAUUAAAGACUGAAGCUCCUGAAGGUCAAAGGAAAACCAGGGAUGUUUCUAAUGUUAAACCAAAUGAUAAACCAGAAAAACCUACAGAAACGCCUGCAGAAAACCCAAAGGACGAGAGUCAGAAGAAAGCUGAUCAGACAGAACCAGAAGCUCCAGAAGCUAAAAAAGUGGACGAAGGAACAUUCAAUCUGGGGCAGACCAAGCAGCUGGCUUUAGCUUUGGACAAGGUUAACGGCUCCUACAGCUUCAGUUUUCACAUACAGGUCGGCUUGCAGGCCCAGGGUCUAUACAGCCUCAGGUUCCACUACUGUCAACCCAGGAACACUCAAGGCAGACACCCCUACUCGUUCACCGUGGAAGUGAUAGAGAGGAAUCCAGGCGGCCUGUACCUGUCUGCAGCGGAAAUUCCUCUGUCUCGCCUUUACAUUUGCAUGGCUGGAGUCUUCUUCGCUGCUGCCAUGGUCUGGGUGUACACACUCAUGAAACACAGGUACAGUGUGUUUAAGAUCCACUGGCUGAUGGCAGCACUGGCCUUCACCAAGUCCACAUCACUGGUUUUCCAUAGUAUAAACUACUAUUUCAUUAACACCGAGGGGAAAGCUAUGGAGGGCUGGGCUGUCAUGUACUACAUCACACACCUGCUCAAGGGGGCGCUCCUGUUCAUCACGCUGGCACUGAUUGGAACUGGCUGGGCUUUCGUUAAAUACAUCCUGUCUGACAAGGAAAAGAAGAUCUUCAUGAUUGUCAUCCCCCUGCAGGUCCUGGCUAAUGUUGCCUACAUCAUCAUCGAGUCUACAGAGGAAGGCACCAGUGAAUAUUAUCUAUGGAAGGAGAUCCUCUUCCUGGUCGACCUCAUCUGCUGCGGAGCCAUCCUUUUCCCUGUUGUCUGGUCUAUCCGUCAUCUACAAGAGGCUUCUAGCACUGAUGGAAAAGCUGCCAUGAAUUUGGAGAAGCUCAAGCUCUUCAGGCAUUAUUAUGUGAUGAUUGUGUGUUAUAUCUACUUCACGAGGAUCAUAGCCAUUCUGCUCAAGGUCACCAUGCCUUUCCAGUGGCAGUGGUGCUAUGAGUUCCUGGUGGAGGUGUCCACCCUGAUCUUUUUUGUGCUGACGGGCUACAAGUUCCGACCAGCAUCCAAUAACCCCUACCUCCAGCUUCCCCAGGACGAGGAGGACGUUGAGAUGGAUGAAGUAGUGACUGAGUCAGGUGCACUGGAGGGCAUUUCCAAAGUGAAGAAGACGUCCAACGGACGCGAACGCCAGAAAGAGUCCACCUUGUGAGCAGGAAGCUGCAUCUUCAGGAGAGACCUGCUUAACAUCCCCCCCCAGGCCAGCUGGUAUAACGGGGAUGCACAUGGACCAAGGCUCCCCACCCACAUUGACAGCUAUCCUUUUGAAACUCUUGCAUCCACAAGAGUUUCAAAAGGUUGCGCUUCCCAGAGAGGAGGCGUGACCACUGUCUGGCUAUGCAAAAAAAAAAAGAAAAGAAAAGAAAAAAGAAAAAAAAAGACUAACUUUGUCGGACGCUCUCCAUUUCCUCGAAACACUCCACCCCCCGAAACUCUGAAGGGUUUCAGGAGGAGACGGCUCCUGCCACAUGGAUGGGUGGAGAUAUGGAAAGAAACUCUGAUGUUCUUUACAGUUUUCAUUCUCUCUCUCUCUCUCUCUCUCUCCCUCCCUUUCCCUCUCUCUCCCUCUCUAUCUCUCCAAAGAUAAUUAUCAUUUUAGAGAAGGACUUGCUUUUCUGGUGUGUUUAUAUCGGCUAUUUAAAACGGUACUUCUGCGAGCCUCUUAGCUGUACCUUUUCGUGUGUGAUGUGAGUACACGUGUGUGAAUGUGAGACAACAAAGAUUUGAACACAACUGUUUUUUGUUUUUUUUUUCCUUUCCCUUUGGAGACAAUAGCCCGUACUCAGGUAAAAGGCUAAUCAGUAUAUAUUCAAAAUUUAGGCAACGGUUUUCCCAUGUUGCUUCUCUUUCCCACUGUUCAGGGGUCAGUAAUGUCCCAUCAGUGUCAAUACACAGCUUCACCACCACACAGUAAAGUGUAUGUUACUUUUUUCUUAUAUAUUUGAUUUAUAUAUUGAAAUAUAUAUAAAUGGAUGUAAGAGGUUGUAUAUUUCAAUAUAUUGACUUAUUGCAUAUUGAAAUGUUAUAUUUCAGUAUUAUUGUUUAUGUUGUAGAGGAAAGACUUCCUCCAAGUCCGUCACAUGGACCGCUGCUGUAAUUUAGUGCUUUAGUGGUUGAGGUCAACUCACAUCUCUGUGAAUUCAGCCCAGGUGGUGACAUGUGGACCUCUUUAUGAAUAAACAGGUUAUUGGAUCAGUCUCUUAAGUAACCAGAGCAGUGGCCCAACUUAUACUCAACGACGGCCUUGUAUUUUGUUGUUGUUGUUUUUUUUCCUUUCUUGGCCAUGUUGUGCCAAUCUGGGCAGAGAAGUGACCUAACUGAUCAUUUUUGAAUUCGUCUGCUUUUGGUUUUACCUUUUUUUUUUUUUUUUUUUUUUUGGCUCUUGAUGUGAAGCUUGUUUUAUUAAUUAUUGAUGAAUUAUUGGUUAGUGAACGCUCAGAAACGUGUGCAGCCAGUUAGGGUAGAUGGCCAUUUGUAAAUAAUUUUACAGAAAAAGACUGUUGAUACAAAAGGAGGCACAUAACACUUUCAUAAGAACUGCAUAGAAGCUUUAUAGACGGUGUUUCAGACAGGUUCGGUUUCAAUGAGAUUGUUUUAUUCCUUUCAAUAGACGGAGGGGAAGAGUGACAGUGAGGAAUCAAUGAAAGACUACUGAGAUUUAACCACAGACACUUCUGUACAGGAAGGACAGAGCUGCAUAGUGUUUACAGACUGUUGACGUGUCUCCAGGCUCUGGGUGUCGGGUACCUGGGAGGACAAGAGUUAACCGACAGUAAACCAGUUGAGUGAGGAAGGUUUUGUGCUUGUUACAGAGGGCUGUUUGUGUGAACUGUCACAAUAAAGCGGGUGUUCUGGAAAGGUCUCAAA